Messenger RNA from Drosophila montana, 1287 nucleotides. It is a transcript of the gene MED31, whose product is annotated as mediator complex subunit 31. Gene Ontology annotation, cellular component: Slx1-Slx4 complex; core mediator complex; mediator complex. The coding region runs from base 407 to 1147 and encodes 246 amino acids. The record is from RefSeq and is a predicted model, not a curated record. Gene Ontology annotation, biological process: regulation of transcription by RNA polymerase II; double-strand break repair via homologous recombination. The transcript has 3 exons. NCBI's taxonomy places the organism in Eukaryota, Metazoa, Arthropoda, Insecta, Diptera, Drosophilidae. Gene Ontology annotation, molecular function: crossover junction DNA endonuclease activity; 5'-flap endonuclease activity; transcription coregulator activity.
GCUGAAAAUAACAAUAAAUUAUAAUUAAUUUGCUUACCACAAAACGAAUAUCACCCAACAUAAUUAAGGAGCGACAGAGAGUUUCAUAGUUGAAUUACGUUUUAAGUGCUACUCAAUUCCGUUUGUGUUUGUAUGCGCUUUUUUUAAAAAUAUUUUUUACCCAUCUGACACACACACAGACACGCACACACAAACACACACACACACACGCAGCAGACAGACACACCAAUGCGAAUUGUGUACAUUUUUAUGUGUAAUUUAUGAUUUUUGUGUUAUGUACAAUUUUGAAGCACACGAGAAAUCACACCCAAGCACAACAAACAAACAACAACACCCGAAGAAUUAGCAAACAAACAAACUGAAAAAACGCAAAAACAACGAAACCCUUUCCACAACAGCUAGAAAAAUGGCCAAAAUGUACGGAAAGGGUAAGACGGCCAUCGAAUCGGAGGAACAACAAAAACGACGCUGGCAAAUCGAACUGGAGUUUGUGCAGUGCCUGUCCAAUCCCAACUAUCUCAACUUUCUCGCACAGCGUGGUUACUUUAAGGAUCCGUCGUUUAUCAACUACCUCAAGUAUUUGCAGUACUGGAAAGAGCCCGACUAUGCCAAGUAUUUGAUGUAUCCCAUGUGCCUAUAUUUUCUCGAUCUGCUGCAAUACGAACACUUUCGCCGCGAGAUCGUUAACAAUCAAUGCUGCAAAUUUAUCGACGAUCAGGCCAUACUACAGUGGCAACAUUAUACGCGCAAGCGCAUCAAACUCAUCAACUCCGUGCAGGAGAAUGCUGCAGCAGCAGCAGCAGCUGCACAACAGCAACAGCAGCAACAGCAGCAGCAGCAGCAGCUGCAACAAAGCAAUGGCGGCAGCGGCAUCUUGGCGCCCAGUGAAGCAGCCACUGUCGCGGGCAUCGAGGCGGCCAAUCCGCAGCAGCAGGCGACGCUGCAGAAUGGCAACAGCUCUGCCGCGACGGCGACACAGUCACAACAGCAGCCGCGGGAGCCAGCGCCAACUCAGACUCAGGUCUUGUCCGUCUCGCAGCAGCCGCAGCAGCAGCAGCAGCAGCAACAACAACAACAGCAGCAACAGCAACAACAACAAAUCAAUGGACUGGCCGCUAGUGGAGCUAUGAAACUAGAAUUAAAUUAGCAAAGUGCUAUGCAAGAAAGAAAACCCAUAAUAAACUAGACUAAGAGACAGAACACAGAAAGGACUUCUAGACCAAAUAUCAAACAACAGCAAAAAAAAAAACGAUUAAUAUUUCGUGUAGGCAAACAUUCGAUUGGAAA